CUCUUUUUUAUCUGGAGAUUUCACAGUCGCUUCCUUACCCAGGUGAGAGGGCCUAUGCGCUUAUCUCGCUCACCAUACUGCCAUUUCUCCUCUGCAAGUCGCAGUUACCUCGAAUUCUCAACCGGUAGCCAACGUCCACCUCCACCAGCAACAAUCUCGAAUUGCCGCUGACUGUACCGUAGUUCCGGCCGGCUGCCAAUUACUUACUCAGUACCGUUUCUCUUGUCAUAUCUCUCGGCUGUCUUCAUUUUCAUAUCCACGCAGAUUGCGUCAAGCAUCUUCGCUAGUGAAGGCCUCUGUCUGGAACCGUCAACCGUUCUAACUACGCGGUUUGACUGCUGAUCCUCCUCGUCAAUGGCAUCAAUCAACUUCAACCCAUUUCAAAAUUGGUUUGAGAAACCCUCAAACCCAAUCCCAGCCAUUAAUCUCUUCUCCCGUGUAGAGUCAACAUUCACCAGCAUCCCUAUGAAUUUUGCUUCAAUCAACAUGUCAAAGCUCUUUCAGCAGCCCAAGAAGCAGACCACUGAAGUUGACAAGCCUGGCAUGUACAAGGAACUAGCAGACCAAUUCUUUUGGGAAUGUGAGAACUUGCCCGAUUAUAGGCAUGCCCCAGAAGUUGAGAAAAUUUUAAGUGAAGAUCCAAUCUUUGAGAAAAAGGAGAACCCAAAUGAAGAGGAAGUGAAAGAGAAUGAGAAAUGGUGGCAAGAGUUCCGAGCUAGCCCAGUGGUCCAGUUCUUGGCUCGAGCCGAGGAGAUUGCGGACCAGAUCAAUGAAAUGGAGCUUAAGGAGAAUGACACUCCAUUCAGAAAGGAGGACAAGAAGUUGUGGCAAGCAUUGCCACAUGUACCUGGGCCUGAUGGUAGGCCCAUGCCAAGAAAGACGAUAAAGACAAGGAAAGAGAGUGAUGACAAGUUUUGGGAUUUUACACGGCAGUUCUUCUUUGGGCUUUGGGGGUUUCGGCAGCGGCCAUACCCGCCUGGCCGACCCAUUGACAUUGCUCAAGCUAUUGGGUACAAGAAGCUUGAGAAGCGCUACUAUGAUUUUAUUAUGAGGAGCAGUGGUUGGUACUAUAAAGAUAGGUUGGGUCGUACUCGGGGUCCAUUGGAGCUCAUAACUCUUAAGACAGCUUGGGGGGCGGGGAUAAUUGAUAAAGACACUUUCAUAUGGGGUGAGGACAUGGAUGAAUGGGCGCCAAUUCACAUGGUCUAUGGCCUAGAGCGAGCAAUUGCCACCUGGGAAGUUAGGCUUGGUGCUGCUGCAACAGCUUUCCUGCAUAAACUUCAGAAAGGUAUACCUCCUUGGGUUCCUCUUAAGGGGCAUGAAAAGAAAACCUACAAGCAACUCCAACAAGAAGCAAUAGAGAGUAAGAGACGUGAUUUAGCAGUACUUGAAGCAAAUGGUGGUGUGUGGCCUGGAGUUAGAACUCCUAGUCAUGCCUUAUUUCUUUGGGCUAGCGGCUCUGAAUUGACAACCACUCUGGAGUCUGACCACAUGCCAAAUAAAUAUAUUCCGAAGGAUCUCAGGCUCCAAUUGGCUAAAAUUAUCCCAGGGUUAAGGCCAUGGGAGGUUUUAAGUGUUGAGCAAGCUAUGGAUAAGAUUACUUAUGGGGGAGAGUGGUACCGUGAACCUCUUGGCUCUUACACAACGGGUCCUCCUUACAUAAGACAUUGGAAUAAAGAUGUUAUGAGAAUGUUUCGAAUUUUUUUCAAUCUCAGUACCCGUGUUUACGAGAAACUGGAGAGGACAAUUCCUGGCUUCCGUACUAUAAUGGAGAAAGUUGAGGCCGAUGCUUCUGUAAGGGAUGCUAGGCGACAGGAGAGGAGAAAGACACAGAUGAAGGCUGAUGAGGUAGCUUUAUAUGGCAAGGAUAAAAGUGAAAGGUAACGUCACUCCGAACUUCUGAUAAGUGAAUGAUAUUCAAAUGCUGCUGGCUUCUUAUGAAGUAGCAAGGGUAUAAUUUGUCAGACAAGUAGUUCUUAGAAUAGAGAUGGCUACUCGGAAAUAGAGAUGGCUAAGUGGGUUUUGAUGCUAAUGUGGUAUUAGGUCAUCUAUUGGUGCUAGAUUUUUUUUUUUUUUCUCUUUCUACUCCCUGUCCCCUGAAGAAGUGAUCAUGUGGAGAGAUUUAGAUUGACAAAAGAUCACGUCUCCUUGAUUCUUGAAAGCUAUUUUUGUAAUGUUAAUGUUGUAUACCUGUCUUGCUAGUUAUUAUCUCUACCCUUGUCCAAUAUUCAGAUUUGGAACGGGUGAAAUAUCCAUCCGUAUAUGGGUGAAUGUUACCAUCCAUUACCGAUCUCAUGUUGUUCUUUAAUCCGUAAAGAAACAAUUAAAUUAUAACUUA
Carica papaya (papaya) is the source of this 2338-nucleotide messenger RNA. Its product is annotated as histone-lysine N-methyltransferase ATXR3-like protein. Gene Ontology annotation, cellular component: chloroplast inner membrane. The record is from RefSeq and is a predicted model, not a curated record. NCBI's taxonomy places the organism in Eukaryota, Viridiplantae, Streptophyta, Magnoliopsida, Brassicales, Caricaceae. Gene Ontology annotation, biological process: protein import into chloroplast stroma.